AUUGUGAUCCUGUCAUUCCGACUUCUGGAUAUGGAGGCGGACCCCAGCUGUAGGUACGACUACCUCAACAUCUACAAUGGACACAGCGAGAAUUCCCAGAGGCUGGCGCGAGUCUGUGGAACCUUCCGACCCGGCACCAUUAUGUCUACCGGACCCCAGAUGAUGCUGGAGAUGGGAUCGGAUGAGGAGACCGGAGGACGCGGCUUCCUAGCCUGGUACGCGGCAGGAGCACCAGCGCUUAAUGAAAACCUCUUCUGUGGAGGGAAGCUGGAGAAACCUCAGGGAAGUAUAACAAGCCCAAGCUGGCCCAAGACUAAUUACCCCAGCGGGUGUCAGCUGCUCCUGGCAUAUCCUUGCCCCGAAACACCAGGUGAUCGAGCUCUCAUUUGGAAAGUUUGAUGUUGAAGACGACAGUUACUGCCGCUACGAUUACCUGGCCGUGUUCAACGGAGGACAGACAGAC
Staurois parvus is the source of this 463-nucleotide messenger RNA. The record is from the annotation of a GenBank genome assembly. NCBI's taxonomy places the organism in Eukaryota, Metazoa, Chordata, Amphibia, Anura, Ranidae.